Messenger RNA from Dentiscutata erythropus, 1209 nucleotides. NCBI's taxonomy places the organism in Eukaryota, Fungi, Glomeromycota, Glomeromycetes, Diversisporales, Gigasporaceae. The record is from the annotation of a GenBank genome assembly.
AUGUCAGAAUUCACUAGUAUGAUACAUGUGAAGACACCUCCAAGACAUGCAUACAAACGCAAUAGUAAGAAAGCUUAUUUCUCUUAUUCUUUAAGAGAUCAAACAUUUCAGCAAGGGUAUCUUGGUGUCCAACCUUCGACAAUUCAAGGAAACUUUCAUCUUCGUUAUAAAACAACUAAACCACUAUUAGCAUAUAGUGUUGAUAUUUUUUUUAAAGGAAAAAUUAUGGUUGAAUGGAAUGAUGGUCAAAACGUUCAUUCUGGGUUCAAGACUUUGCUCGAACAUGGUGUUCGUGUCUGGUCAGCGGAACCGAUACAACAUCAUGAACCUUCUGCAGUUAAAACCACAAGAGGAAAAUUAAUGACAAAUUUGACACCACAGUCAACGAAUUAUGAUCGGAAUAGAAUGAUGCAUUUUGGUGAAAUCACAAAUUUGGAUUUGCCAUUUGAAUUUUUAAUUCCCAAUAACGCAUUGUCAUCGAUUAUACCAAUGAACAAAUUUGCUGCAAUAGGAAAGGUUUCAUAUUAUAUUAAAGCAGUAAUUUCUCGAUAUUUGCCACCAUACAAAUUUUUACGAAAAUCUUUGAAAAUCGUAGAAGUUCGGUGUCCAAUUACACGUUGGAAUUUACCGUUAAAUAUACCACCGCGACCUACAACGUUAACGAAAUCUAAUGAUUCACUUGAUUGCCAAAUAACUUUCAGACAGACAACUUUUAAAAAAGGAAGCUUGAUACUAGUUCCGAUUAAACUUAUUAUUCAUGAUCAAAAGACAUUUAUUAAAAAGAUUACUGUUGAACUUAAAGAAUGUCACUUAUUAAAAGUAAAACGUCGGGAUCAAAUUAUUGAAAGAUCUGUUAUUACAAGUAAGGCAUCAAGUGAGAAUCUCUCGUUGAUUCCAAAUACAACAAAUGAAUAUUAUAUAGAAAUGAAGUUGGAUAUGAAUCUAAUUGAUUCAAAACGUCCAUUAAAUGUGAGCAUGUCCAAUGAUACACCACCAUUAACUCGAUAUUCAGAUGUGGAUAUUGAAGUUACUCACAAAGUUAUUGUUAAAAUAUAUUUAAAAAAUGCAAGGGAUUUAAAGUUUGUUAAACCAAUUAGUAUUGUUAAUGCUAUUGAUGAAAAAGAAGCUGAGAAGCUAAUAUAUGAGUGGCCUAAUAUUGAUUCUGAGUGGAGAUAUGAUCAAUUAUUAAUACUUCCACAAUCUUCAUGA